UUCCUGGCUAGUGAUGCGUUAGAAUAAAAGACAGUUUUCAUAAUCAUCUCUUCACAAACCCCUAGUUGUCAGUUCAAUGAGUGCUUUCUUUUUAACAUGGUAUGCAAAUACGAUUUGUAAGAGGGGGGGAUGUGUUUGUUAGUGCAUAGAGAGAGGGGAUCUUGCUUUUCAACCACAUCAUUAGGGAAUUCUUUUGAGGAUUUUGAUGUUUUAAAUACAACAGAAACAAGGAGAUUUUACAUAACUGAUUGCAUGGCAUUACAUGUGAAACUGACCCUUUAAAAGGAGGAUUUUAUACAAGAGUGUGAGAAGGCACAGACAAGGAACAACCUCAUAGUGUAUUCAUAACAGAUAGGAAAUAUGGUUAGUUCAUACCCUGUACCCGAAGGAUUCACUGAGAUUGAAGUAUUUGGAAUUGGCACUGCUCUCCUUAUUGAAGCUCUGCUUGGGUUUCUGUUGAAUGGUCUGACAAUCCUUUCUUUCUACAAAAUCAGAGAGCUCAGGACUCCUAGCAACCUUCUGAUUAUUAGCCUGGCAGUCGCGGACACCGGACUGUGCCUUAAUGCCUUUGUAGCAGCCUUUUCCAGCUUCUUGAGAUACUGGCCCUAUGGCUCCGAUGGUUGUCAGUUACAUGGGUUCCAAGGCUUUGUGGCAGCUUUGUCUAGUAUCAGCUCCUGCGCAGCCAUCGCGUGGGACCGCUAUCAUCAGUACUGUACUCGUAGCAAGUUGCACUGGAGUACAGCUAUAACUGUGGUUUUGUUUGUCUGGGGAUUUUCGGCAUUUUGGUCUGUCAUGCCCCUCUUUGGUUGGGGUGAAUAUGACUACGAACCUUUGAGGACCUGCUGCACUCUGGAUUACACUAAAGGGGAUAGCAGAAAUUUUAUCUCGUUCCUCUUGCCGCUGGCUUUCUUUGAGUUUCUGAUCCCCCUCUUUAUAAUGCUGACAGCUUAUCAGUCAAUAAAGCAGAAAAUGAAGAAGAGUGGCCAGUUCAAGUUUAACCCAGGUUUACCAACAAAGACACUGGCCAUCUGCUGGGGACCAUAUUCUCUUCUAUGCUUUUAUGCCCUCAUUCAGGAUGCCACCAUUUUAUCUCCAAAACUGCGCAUGAUGCCAGCACUCUUGGCCAAGAUUUCCCCUGCAAUAAAUGCUUAUGUUUAUGGUCUCGGGAAUGAGACUUACAGAGGAGGUAUAUGGCAGUUACUAACUGGUCAGAAGAUCGAAAAAACAGAGACUGAUAACAAAACUAAAUGAUCUUCUCCAUGGGCUACAACUAUCAAUACCAUCCAUGCUUAGCGCCAUGUAACAGGAAGAUUAAAUUUGGUAUUGUUGUUGGAAGUAAUUGCACAUUACAGAUGUCAAUGCACUGCUGUAAGAUUUACAGGGUAUACGGAUAACACAUGACAUAAUCAGAUGACAUAAAACCAAGUUUAAAUAAAGACUAAUUUAUCUUAUAUUUAAGUUAACAUCAUGAGACUGAAGCUAGUAUGAGCAAUACCAUCUAUACUCUAAAUAUAUAAAGGCAGAUUACAAGUGAAGCACAAAAAUGCCGGAGAUAUGGAACGUUAACAUCCCUGGAAUACAAUCCAUACCACUUCCAUUUUUGCGCUGGUAUUACAAGCCCAAUGUUAAUAUAUAUUGUGUGUGCGGUAGUAUAAUAAUAAUAAUACGCACUACGACAUCCAUUAAAGAUAGCGCAGGUGCAUGGUAUGAGCACAAGACUUAACAGACAACUUGUAAUAUGAGUGCAUUGAUCGAGCUACAACUGCUUCCCAUUAAAAGUAUAUGGUGUGCUAUGUAUAAAUUAAGUGCAUUAAAAAUGCUUUGGUUAGACAUUUCUUUUUGUUUAAAAUGUAAUGACUUUUAAUACCCUAUUGUGCAUUAUUGUUUGUGCAAGGCCAAGCAUAAAAAAAAUGUGCUGAACGUUACCAACUGAGCGUGAGUUGUAAUCUAAUGUUUGCAUGCCCAAAUGCAGAGCUAUACUUUACACUUAAUGACCAGAGCAAACAUCUGUGAACCAUGUCCGUGAAGCCACCAAUCCUUUGCCACAAAGUGCUUCUAAGUUCUUCCAACCAAGGAAGUUGCAGUGUUCUCACAAGAAAGCACAGACAUCCCCAUCACAAAGUUGAUUAUGUUGUAUUGAUGAAGUAAAAGUCACCAUAUGUUUGUUGCUAGUUCUUUAACUGAGCGUGGUUUUAACACUUUUUCUGACAGGAUUCUUUCAUUGCAUAUGCUUUCAUUUAAUAUUAUCAAUCGUUUUUAUCAGGUUCCAUAUUUUCUAUUUUGAUAGAAUAUUUUCAAUGUAAAUUUUGCGCUUCAAAGUGUCAGUUAUUUUUCUUGCAAGGAGAACAACAACGAUAAUAUUUCCCUUGGUAGAAAAUAUGGGAAACAAAAUUUGUAACAUGAAAAUAAAUCAGGAAGGAGACAUCUGGUUUGCUGACAAUCAUAUUUAAUGUGAGUUUAAAUAAAAAAUAUAUAUAAGAAAAUAAUGUGCAGAAAAAAUAAAAAUAAAUACUAAAUUGUU
Bombina bombina (fire-bellied toad) is the source of this 2521-nucleotide messenger RNA. It is a transcript of the gene RGR, whose product is annotated as retinal G protein coupled receptor. Bases 361 to 1251 code for a protein of 296 amino acids. Gene Ontology annotation, biological process: G protein-coupled receptor signaling pathway; visual perception; phototransduction. The record is from RefSeq and is a predicted model, not a curated record. Gene Ontology annotation, cellular component: membrane. Gene Ontology annotation, molecular function: G protein-coupled receptor activity. NCBI's taxonomy places the organism in Eukaryota, Metazoa, Chordata, Amphibia, Anura, Bombinatoridae. The transcript is spliced from 7 exons.